Biomphalaria glabrata is the source of this 3209-nucleotide messenger RNA. RefSeq names its product dolichyl-diphosphooligosaccharide--protein glycosyltransferase subunit STT3A. The record is from RefSeq and is a predicted model, not a curated record. Bases 162 to 2294 code for a protein of 710 amino acids. Gene Ontology annotation, biological process: post-translational protein modification. NCBI's taxonomy places the organism in Eukaryota, Metazoa, Mollusca, Gastropoda, Planorbidae. Gene Ontology annotation, molecular function: dolichyl-diphosphooligosaccharide-protein glycotransferase activity. The transcript is spliced from 15 exons. Gene Ontology annotation, cellular component: membrane.
UCCGAAUUUUCAGCCAAUCAUAUUGCUCCUAGCGAAAGCCGGUGUGUAGUCGUGUACAGUUUACACACGUAGCAGAUUUACAAUACAUAUUGUCAUUAGGGAAGAAAAAAGUGAAUUAUCUAAAUUAUUUUUAAGCCUUUUGUUCUGAAAAGGCAAACAGCAUGAAAAAAGCUCAAGGUACUUGGGGCCUACAAUGGCUCAUGCGUAUGUCACCAGAGAAACAGGACACACUUCUGAAAAUGGUCAUCCUCACUGUCGCAGCAGUAUUGUCCUUCUCCACUCGUCUCUUCUCUGUCCUGAGAUUUGAAAGUGUCAUUCAUGAGUUUGAUCCUUACUUCAACUACAGAACCACCAGGUUUUUGGCAGAGGAAGGCUUCUACAAUUUUCACAACUGGUUUGAUGACAGAGCUUGGUAUCCUCUGGGUAGGAUCAUUGGAGGCACCAUCUAUCCAGGCUUGAUGGUCACUUCAGCUGCCAUCUACCAUGCCAUGAACUUCUUCCACCUCACUAUUGAUGUCAGGAAUGUGUGUGUGUUUUUGGCUCCACUCUUUUCUAGUUUCACCACCAUUGUCACCUUUUAUUUCACUAAAGAGCUGAAGGAUGCCUCAGCUGGACUUUUAGCUGCCUCCAUGUUGGCCAUUGUGCCUGGCUACAUCUCACGUUCUGUUGCUGGCUCUUAUGAUAAUGAAGGCAUCGCCAUCUUCUGCAUGUUGCUCACCUAUGCAUUGUGGAUCAAGUCAGUGAAGACCGGUUCUAUCUUUUGGGGUGCUCUCUGCGCCCUGGCAUACUUUUACAUGGUUUCCUCUUGGGGAGGCUAUGUUUUCCUUAUCAACUUGAUUCCUCUUCAUGUCUUGAUGUUAAUGAUCACAGGAAGAUUUUCUCAUCGUAUCUAUGUAGCUUAUUCCACUGUUUACUGCCUAGGAACUAUACUCUCCAUGCAAAUCUCCUUUGUGGGUUUUCAACCAGUGCAGUCUAGUGAACAUAUGGCAGCUUUAGGUGUGUUUGGCUUGUGCCAGAUCCAUGCCUUUGUAGACUACCUUCGUUCCAAGAUGUCCAAAGAGCAAUUCAACCUUCUGUUCAAGAGCCUCGUCCUGCUGGUUGGCUCGGUGGUGUUUGCUGCUGCUGCCAUUGCCACUGCUCUAGGCAAAAUUGCACCAUGGACUGGACGUUUCUAUUCCCUGCUGGAUCCAUCCUAUGCCAAGAACAACAUCCCCAUUAUUGCCUCUGUCUCUGAGCACCAGCCUACAACCUGGAGCUCCUUUUAUUUUGACCUCCAGCUUCUGAUGUUCUUGUUUCCUGUAGGUCUGUACUACUGCUUCACCAAGUUGACAGACGCCAACAUUUUCAUCAUCAUGUAUGGAGUCACCAGCAUCUACUUUGCAGGUGUGAUGGUUCGUCUUAUGUUAGUUUUGGCCCCUGUAAUGUGCGUACUUGGAGGAAUCGGCAUGUCCGCAGUGUUGACCACCUACAUGAAAAACUUGGACAACCCCAUGAGGAAGGAGAAGAAAUCUGUGAAGAAAAUUGAAUCUAAUUAUCCCUUGAAGAAUGAGAUUGCUACUUGUGUUGUAUGUUUGCUGACUGUAUUCCUCUUGUACUACACAUACCAUUGCACAUGGGUUACUUCCGAGGCCUAUUCUUCACCUUCCAUCGUCCUUUCUGCCAGGGGUGGUGACGGCAGUAGAAUCAUCUUUGAUGACUUUAGGGAAGCUUAUUAUUGGCUGAGACACAACACACCAGAGGAUGCUAAAGUAAUGUCUUGGUGGGAUUAUGGUUACCAAAUAACAGCUAUGGCAAACAGAACUAUACUUGUAGAUAAUAACACGUGGAAUAAUACACAUAUUUCACGAGUUGGCCAGGCCAUGGCAUCUUCAGAAGAAAAAGCAUAUGAAAUAAUGAGAGAGCUAGAUGUGAACUAUGUGCUUGUUAUUUUUGGUGGCCUGACAGGCUACUCAUCAGAUGAUAUCAACAAAUUUUUGUGGAUGGUCCGUAUUGGUGGCAGCACUGACAGAGGCAGCCACAUCAAAGAGUGGGACUAUUACACUCCUCAAGGGGAGUUCAGGGUGGACAAAGAAGGCUCUCCUGUCCUCUUGAAUUGUCUGAUGUACAAGAUGUGCUACUACAGAUUUGGUUCUGUCUACACUGAAGGAGGUAAACCCACAGGUUACGACAGAGUGCGUAACACAGAAAUCGGCAACAAAGAUUUUGAGCUGGAUGUUUUAGAGGAAGCAUACACCACCGAGCAUUGGCUAGUUAGAAUUUAUAAAGUCAAAGAUUUAGAGAACAGGGGUAUUUAAAUGAAGCUGUGUGUACAUUUUGUCAUUGUAUUCAAACCUUAUUCUGAGUUUAUGUCUGCUGAUUUACUUCACACAUAUAUAUAUCAUCAUUGACAUAUUUUUAUCUGUUAAAUUGUUGACUGCUGAGUGUUUCAUGCAGGACAUCACAUUGAUGGUUAUUCUAAACAAUUUGUUGUGCAUUAAAUAACAGAUGUUGAACGUUAGUGGGGAAGAAAGAAAAAAAAUUGUUUUAAUGUAAAAAAAUUAACACUCGCUCUUUAAACUGUCAGCGUUCCCAACAGCUACUGCAAUUAUUAUAUUAUUUUCUCAUAGACCUAAACAUUCAUAGCUGAAAUAUGACGCCACAUAAUGUUUUUGUUAUUAUGUUGGUGCAACUAUUUUUGUUCAAUGCUUCUGUAGAAUAAUCACUCAAUUCAGUGUAAUAAAUGCACAAAUCUUGAAGUUUGGUUUUUAAAAGAAAAUUGUUGAACUCUUGUGUUUUUAAUGUUAUUGCUUACAACUUUGGUGUCAAAUUUCGGUGUCUGAGGUUAUAGAUGUGUGAGUGAUAGAGUUGAUAAUCUCUAGUUGUUUUAAAUCUGGUACAAAUGUUUAGGCUGUUUUAGAACCCCAAGGUUCAGUCAUGAACUACUUAUCCCUUCUAGUUUAUCAUUGGACCCCAGGGUACUAGUCUCACAAGUAGACCAUGACAAUAAAAUAAAGUAUUCUUGAGGGAAAACAAAAUGUUGCUCAGUUUUAUAGAGAUUGAUAAACUAUGUUUGCUGAAGACUAGAAAACUGUUAAUGAUGCCUGUGUUGAAGUCUCUCAUGCAGGCUUUCACACUCGUGUAGUUUUCUAUUUAAUGGAAUAUUUUGUUGUGUCACAAUAUAUAUAUAAACUGUAAUUGAUUUGCUCUCAAAUAAAAUCUUGGUCAAAGUU